Didymosphaeria variabile is the source of this 645-nucleotide messenger RNA. RefSeq lists its product as uncharacterized. Lineage: Eukaryota; Fungi; Ascomycota; Dothideomycetes; Pleosporales; Didymosphaeriaceae. Bases 1 to 645 code for a protein of 214 amino acids. The record is from RefSeq and is a predicted model, not a curated record. The transcript has 3 exons.
AUGUCACGCCCGUCCGCUAAAAAAGUUGCGGCAAAAGGCGAGUACAUAGAGACCGACUCUGGGAACAAGGUCUCGCGACGGAGCGCGAUCACUGGGACUGCAAACAUCACUCUCGGCGGCCGCACUGUCAUCAUGGCCGACGUCGUCCUCCGCGGGGACCUGCAUUCCACACGUCCCACCGCCUCAAAUUCUGGAAAAGAAGGAACGCCCACCAGUAUCAGCAUCGGAAAGUGCACGGUAGUGUCGACUAGUAGCGUGCUCAAGCCACCGUGUCGAAUGAGUCGGGGCGCGCCGAACUUUUACCCGAUGAAAAUCGGCGACAAUGUUUUCAUAGGCCCCAAUUGCGUGAUAUCAGCCAUCGCGAUAUCGUCGCAUGUACACAUAGGCGCCAAUGUUACCAUUCACGCCUUUGCUGUCAUUAAAGAGAACGUCAAGAUUCUCUCAAACACCGUCGUUCCUAGCGCAAUGGUCGUUGCCCCCGGGUCCGUCGUGGGCGGUCGGCCGGCCAGAAUCGUCGGCGAGGUGGGCGAGGGUUGGGGUGUAAGCGGCGGCGGCGCAGGAGGUGGUCUCGGUGUUGGUGGCGGUGGUGAGGAGAAGUGGGUGGAAGGCGGCGACUUAAGAGAGCUGGUGCGGAGUAUAAGAUGA